AUGAAGAUUCUUGACGACGAAGAAAGAAAUGAGCACUGGAACACCGUCCUUGUUGAAGGAAUUAAGGGAUGUGUGGUUGGUGCUGGAUGUGCUGCUUUGUUUGUGGGUGCUGUGAAGAGAAGGUACCCUACUCACUACUUGAAAUUCAAUCUGUCUAUCAAGGCUGCGAUGUGGGCCAUGCCAACCAUUGGUAUGGGAGCCUUCUUCGCCGAUGACGGUUCCUGGAAGUUCGACGAGAAGAUGUAUCGGUCCGACUACUUGCAGGAGUUGGAGAAGCAGAAGUUGGAGCGUUGGGAAAAGCUCUCCACAUCAGAUAAAGCGUUCACGCUUGUAAACGAUAACAAGUAUAAGAUCAUCAUCAGUGCAUGGGCUGCCUCUUUGUACGGUUCGUGGUACUUUGUCAACAAGGACAAGUACAUGACAGUUGCUCAGAAGGCAGUGCAAGCCAGAGUCUACGCUCAGGCCAUUACUGUUGUUUUGUUGUUGAGUACGCUUUUGUUAAGCAUGCACGAGCGUGAAUUGGCAGCCAAGGAGCCUGCUCCAGUGCCAGAGUGGAAGCGUUAUCUUGCAGAGCAGGAGGCUGCCAAAAAGAAUGCCUAG
Molecule: messenger RNA, 600 nt
Organism: Sungouiella intermedia
Lineage: Eukaryota; Fungi; Ascomycota; Pichiomycetes; Serinales; Metschnikowiaceae
Source: the annotation of a GenBank genome assembly